This is a messenger RNA of Cylicocyclus nassatus, 1415 nucleotides long. Lineage: Eukaryota; Metazoa; Nematoda; Chromadorea; Rhabditida; Strongylidae. The record is from the annotation of a GenBank genome assembly.
GGAUUUCAGAACUAGCUCAAAAUGCUUCCUCUGCUUUUGAUAGUAACCCUUCGGAUUGGAGUGCAGGCAAUAAAAGAUGGUGAAAUGGAGUUGCUUUUGGUGCAAGCUAUGUGGCGGCAUGGAGACCGAUCUCCUACAAGAACAUACAAGAACGACCCAAUUCGAGAGGCAAAUUGGACAUUUGGCGGUGGCGGAUGGGGACAGCUGACACCAAUAGGAAUGCGACAGAUGUACAAUCUCGGCAAAUCGAUAAGACAAAAAUAUAUUGACAGCGGAUUUCUAUCUAAGCAAUAUUCCUCGAAAGAAAUUUACAUACGCUCAACAGACGUUAACAGAACCAUUAUAUCGGCAAUGUGUAAUACGAUGGGAAUGUACGGUGACACAGGCAAUGCUGGCACCGACUAUCCAAGCGAUUCGAACUGGCUCGCUGGAUAUACCCCUAUACCUGUGCAUACAACGUUUAAUGACGCAGGAAUCCAUGGACGUUGCAAACGUCGCAUGCAAUUAUGGGAGUUGGCAAAAGCCUCUCGGGAAUUGCAGGAUUACAAAAAUAGUGAAGAUGUGUCAAACUUACUCGAAUUCCUGAAGGAAAAAUCAGGCGAAACUAUCGGUCUCGAUAAUGUUCAUGAUGUCCGUGAUCCUCUUUAUAUUGAGCAAAUUCAUUUCAAAGAAGCGCUUAAAGACGUCGCUCCUUGGUUUUCGGAUGCCGUUUUUGACAACAUUACAAAACUAUACGAUCAAACGAUACGAUACCGAAGCGGACUUUUCGACAGUAAGAUAGUGGUAAACGGUCUCGACAUCGGACAUGAAUUAAUGCGGAUACGAGGAGGAGCGUUUAUCAAUGAACUUGUCACACGUAUGAAUCACAAAUUUGAUUGUCGCGAUAGUAAUGAGGCAGGAUGCAAAUGGAUAAACGGGCUUAAGUACUAUGCUUAUUCGGUGCAUGACGCUACAGUUUUCCAACUCUUCGCCAUAAUGGGGAUUGAAAGGAAAGUAAUCAUCCCAGGUGUCUUCCCAGAGUACUCUGCGGCAGCAUUUAUCGAGCUAUGGUACAACAAAACAGACAAUCAGCCGUAUUUCAAAAUCCUUUAUCGAGCGAACGAAACUUCGUCAAUCUAUCCAGUCACUGAGAAAAUAAAUGAAUGUGUUGGUAAAGAGUACUGUAGCCUGCAAGUCUUUAGAGAUUUCGCUGAGAAAGUCAAGCUUCACAAGUCAGUAUCUGAGCUUUGUGAUGAGGAUCCGAUAGGUGAAGCUGGUCCAAUUAGUAAAAGCUCGUUUGCGAAGUCGAGCUUUCAAGUUUCAUUGAGCUCCACCGCAGUGCUGUUGACAUGGAUGAUGUUAUAACGCGUAGUAAUUUCAACGAUUUUCACUUAAUAUUUCUCAACCUCACACACACACUUAUCCAUUAUUAUAUU